AUGUUGCCGACCCGCCAACCUCCGCAGGUCCCCGUCGAUGGCAGCCCUCCGGUGAACCCCCCAUGCGCCACCGUCUCCAUCUUGUCCGUGCCGCCAAGGCAUACCCCCGACGGUCAUCGACGCUUCCUGGAACCCGCUACAUCACCCGCCCGUGCCGUGCCAGCCUCCGGUGGUCACCGCCAUGAGAACGCGCGCAACAGGCUCGGCGUCGAACACCUGCAGUGCUGCAGCGCAUCCUUCGCCACGUCGUCCGCCACAUCAGCACCGUGGGCCCCCCUCGUCAGCGACCACAGGUCAAACCGCCGCGGUGAGAAACAUUCCCCAGAUCUGGAUCUGGACGAUCUGAUUGAGUCGCCCAUCGCCGUCGUCCUCUUGCGCCUCUACUCUGACAACGACAUCGACCUGCACCGGCCAUCAACCACACGGCACAGCCGCACACGCCGCACACGCCGCACACGGGGCACCCCUACGUGCAUCGCAGCAGGCUGUUCUUGCUCGCGCGGUCUCCAUCGCCUGCCCGUCUUCGUCGCCAUCGACCGGGACUACAUCGACAACGCCGCCAUCGACUCCGAUCUGCGCGUCGUCCACGUCAUGGCGCGUAUCGUGCCGUCGUCGGUGCGGCAUACGAUCCUUUCAGCCGGCCAGCACCCGCCGCCCCCACCGGCCGCCGUUUCGGUUCCGUCCGCCACCCUGACACCGCCCGCCUCCGCCGUCAGCAAGGGCCACCCCGCGUGGUGGCCGCCAUCGCCCUCGCCAAUUCCCACAUGGACCGACGCGUCGCCCGUCUACACUCAGACUGCGGCGCGGACGACGGUUCAGCAGCCCGCCCACACCUUUGGCGGUCCUGGCAGGUUUGCGGCCCCCUUCGCCGCGAGCACGUCCUUCAACCCGGGCCGCCAGGAGGGCGCCCCCGAGGUCACGCCUCUGGCACAGCAGCCGCCCCGCUUCACCAAGCUGGAGUUCGCCACCUACGACGACGCCACCGACCCCCUGAACUGGCUGAACCAGUGUGAGCAGUUUUUUCGGGGGCAGCGGACGCUCAGCGCCGACCGCACGUGGAUCGCCUCCUAUCACCUACGGGGCGCCGCGCAGACUUGGUACUACACCCUCGAGCAGGACGAGGGCGGGAUGCCGCCCUGGGAGCGUUUCCGCGACCUGUGCCUCCAGCGGUUUGGGCCGACCCUCCGCGGCAGCCGCCUCGCCGAGCUGGGACGCCUCGCCUUCACCACCACGGUCCAGGACUUCGCCGACCGCUUUCAGGCGCUCGAGUGCCACGCCCCGGGCGUCUCAGCACGGCAGCGCGCCGAUCUCUUCGUCGGCGGCCUCCCCGACUACAUCCACAUCGACAUCGAGAUGCGCGAGCCGGCGGACCUGCAGACGGCCAUGUACUACGCACGGGCCUACGAGCAGCGCGCCCUCGCCAUGCAACAGGUCUACGCGCAACAUGGCAGCGCUCGUCCCGCGCCCCGCCCCGACGCCCACCGCCCCACCGCGCCUGCAGGCCCUCCUGCGCCGACUCGCCCCUUCAAGCGGCUGACGGCUGCGGAGCAGCUUGAGCGGCGCCGCCAGGGGCUAUGCUUCAACUGCGACGAGAAGUACGCGUCGGGCCACACGUGCGCCUGCCUCUUCUACCUGGAGACCGUCAAUGACGCCGAUGUUGAGGCCCUCACCGCCGAGCUCGCGGCCGCCACCGUCACUGAGGCCGGUGUCACGACCUACGUGCCGGUCGACGCGUCCACCUUCGUCGUCUCUCUUCAUGCUAUGGCGGGCAUCAAGACAGCAAAGACGAUGCUGCUUCCGGUGACGAUCAAUGGGGAGCGUCUCACUGCGCUGGUGGACACGGGCUCCACGCACAACUUCCUGUCCAACACCGCCAUGCGCCGCCUCGCUCUCCAGCCGGCGGGAUCGGAGAAGUACAGCGUCACCGUCGCCAACGGGGACCAUCUUACGUGCCAGGGCGUGGCGCGACAGGUUCCCGUGCUCGUAGGCGACGAGCCGUUCUCCAUCGACUGCGUCGGCAUCGACUUGGGCUGCUAUGACUUCAUCCUCGGCCUCGACUUCCUGAGCACCUUAGGCCCCAUCCUGUGGGACCUCGACGUGCUGUCCCUCAUCUUCUGGCGCGAGGGCGGCCGCCGUGUUCACUGGACGGGCGUGGGCAGCACUGGCACAUUGAUGCGUGUGCUCCACCUGAUGGCCGCCGCGCUUGACGAGGCGCAUCUGCUCCUGGCCGACUUACUGCAGCAGCACGGCGACCUCUUCGACGAGCCGCAGGGCCUCCCUCCCUCGCGACCCUGUGACCACCGCAUACACCUGCUGCCAAACACGGCACCCGUAGCCGUGCGGCCGUACCAGUACCCCCAGCUGCAGAAGGACGAGCUCGAGCGCCAGGUGGUGGUCAUGCUAGCACAGGGCAUCAUUCGGAUCUCGACGUCGCCGUUCUGCGCCCCCGUGCUCCUUGUGCGCAAGGCCGACGGCACGUGGCGCUUCUGCAUCGACUUCCGCGCCCUCAACACCGUCGCGUCCAAGGACAAGUUCCCCAUUCCCGUCGUGGAUGAGCUCCUGGACGAGCUGCAUGGCGCGCGCUUCUUCACCAAGCUCGACUUGCGCUCGGGCUAUCAUCAGGUGCGCAUGCACCCGGACGACAUCGCCAAGACGGUAUUCCGCACUCACCAUGGCCACUAUGAGUUUUUGGUGAUGCCGUUCGGCCUCUCCAACGCACCGGCGACCUUCCAGGCCCUGAUGAACGAUGCGCUCAGCCCCUACUUACGCCGCUUUGUGCUUGUUUUCUUUGAUGAAAUUUUGAUCUACAGCGCAUCCUGGGCGGAGCACCUGCAGCACGUGGCCAUCAUCUUCAACGAGCUUCGAGCGCAUCGAUACUACCGGCGGUACAUCCAGGACUUCGGCCUCAUCGCCGAGCCUCUCACGCGCCUGCGUCGCCGCGACGCCUUCUCCUGGGACGAGGAGUUCCACGGCCUUCGCCGCCCUACAGCGGGCACUCACGACGGGUCCCGUUCUUCAGAUGCCGAACUUCGACGAGCCGUUCGUGGUGGACUGCGACGCCUCCGGCAUUGGCUUCGGCGCCGUCCUUCACCAGGGCGAGGGUCCAUCGCUUUCUUUAGUCGCCCCUUCGCCGCGCGCCACCACAAGCUCGCCGCAUAUGAGCGCGAGCUGAUCGGGCUGGUCCAGGCGGUGCGCCACUGGCGGGCGUAUUUUUGGGGCCGGACAUUCCGUGUGCGCAUGGACCACUACAGCCUGAAGUUCUUGCUGGAUCAGCGCCUCUCCACCGUGCCGCAGCACCAGUGGAUCAGCAAGCUCUUCGGUUUCGACUUCAUCGUCGAGUACCGCCCCGGCCGCCUCAACACAGUUGCCGACGCCCUAUCCCGCCGAGACGUUGACGACACUGCGGACGUGCCCACGGUCGGUGCAGCCCUCUGCAUCCACUCCGGGCCAUCUUUCGCCUUCAUCGACGAGGUUCGACGCGCUACUGCCGCGGCUGCGGUUGCGCAGCAGCUGCGCCAGCGCCUGGCCGACGGCGAGCUGGCCGCGCCAUGGCGCCUGGACGAGGGACUACUCCUGCAUGGAUGCCGCAUCUUCGUGCCGAAUCAUGGAGACCUGCGCCACCAGGCCUUGUCCUUGGCACAUUCUGCAGGUCACGAGGGCGUCCAGAAGACCCUGCACCGUCUCCGCCCUGAUUUUUACAUUCCAGGGGAUGGCGCCCUGGUGCGAGACUGGGUGCGGGCGUGUGUCACAUGCCAGCGGAACAAGACGGAGACGCUCCGUCCGGCGGGCUUGCUGCAGCCGCUGGACGUGCCGUCCCAGUAUGCGCACUUCAUCGCCCUCGGCCAUCCCUAUACGGCGGCGUCCGUGGCACGUGCCUUCUUCGACGGCAUCGUUCGCCUCCACGGGUUUCCGUCCUCCAUCGUCAGUGAUCGUGAUCCUGUGUUCACGGGUCACGUCUGGAGGGACCUCUUUGGAUUGGCGGGCAUGAAGCUCCAAAUGAGCACGGCAUUUCAUCCUCAGACGGACGGCCAGUCCGAGGUCGUCAACAAGAUCAUCGCCAUGUACCUGCACUGCAUCACCGGGGAUCGUCCACGAGCUUGGGUGGACUGGCUGGCGUGGGCCGAGUACUGCUACAACACGUCCUACCACUCCGUGCUGCACGAUACUCCCUUUGAGGUGGUGUACGGGAGGCCACCGCCGGCGAUGCUUCCCUAUGCGUCGGGCACGGCCCGUACUGAGACGGCGGAUGACCUGCUGCGUACCCGCGACGAGAUACUGGUUGAGGCGCGCCAGCGACUUCUUCAGGCUCAGCAGCUGGCCAGGAGGUACUAUGAUGCACACCAUCGCGAGGCGGAGUUUGCGGUGGGCGACUGGGUCUGGCUCCGCCUUCUUCACCGGACGACCCAGUCCUUGGACCCGCGCUCCAAGCGCAAGUUGGGACCUCAUUACGCCGGUCCCUUCCGUGUGCUGGAGCGCAUCGGCACGCUCGCCUACUGUCUUGAGAUGCUCGCGGGCUCGCGCCUCCACGACGUCUUCAACGUCGGCCUCCUGAAGGCCUACCGGGGCGACCCUCCUUCUGCACCACCAGCUCUUCCACCUACUUCGGAUGGGCGUCUCGAGGCUGCCCCGGCGAGUGUGGCUCGCGUGCUGAAGGCCCAGUAG
Molecule: messenger RNA, 4662 nt
Organism: Lolium perenne
Lineage: Eukaryota; Viridiplantae; Streptophyta; Magnoliopsida; Poales; Poaceae
Source: RefSeq, a predicted model, not a curated record